Molecule: messenger RNA, 10185 nt
Organism: Cavia porcellus (domestic guinea pig)
Lineage: Eukaryota; Metazoa; Chordata; Mammalia; Rodentia; Caviidae
Gene: Cfap54
Product: cilia and flagella associated protein 54
Exons: 70
Coding region: 252-9752 (3166 amino acids)
Biological process (GO): cilium assembly
Source: RefSeq, a predicted model, not a curated record
CAGUGGGGCUGCGGAAACUGCGAUGCCUCAGAUCUGCCCUGCCCCUCUUCCAAUCCGCUUGGCUUUCUCGGCUGCUGGCACUGACUCCGUCCUUCAGAAGCCUCCUGUGUGCUAGAAACGCUCUCAGCACCUGCUUCCCGGAGCCGCUGUGUUUCCCAGACAGCACGCGAGGAUGCGUGGUUGCCACGAGACCGUCGCUAAGCAACCGAAUCCACACAAACUCCUGGCGCGCCGGGCCAGGUCGCGUCAAUAUGGCGGCUCAGGGCGCCACCUCGAGCUCCCGGUCCGAGGGCUCGUCUGCAUCGGUGUCGCCUCCAGAACUGCCUCCGACCCGGUCCUCGACCUCGGUUGCAGUUUCGAAGUCGCCCCUGGAGUCGAAGGCGAGCACCCCGAGUCCUCCGCCGCGCGGGCCCGGGCCCGAGAACACGCUGCCCGCCGCCGUGUUUUACGGGCCGCUGGACGCGAGGAACCCGCUCCUGGCCUCUUGCGAGAGGGACAUCCGCGAGCUGCUGGGCUUUGUGAAGAAGAAGGCUUCGGCGACAACCGAGGAACAGAGGCAGGAGUUUCGUGAGCGUUGUGCCACCACUUUGUUCAAUAUCUGGACCAAAUACGCCCCCCGGCUGCCAGCUGACUAUUACAAUGAAAAGCUGCUGAAGGUUGGAGAUGGCCUUUGUGACAUGAAAGAAUACAAACUGGCCCUUUUGCAGUGCUAUGGAAGAUAUCUUCAGCAGUUUGGUUCCCACUUUGAUGAGACUAAAGCAGAUGUGAAUCAAUUCAAGACUGUCUUUUUCCCAAAAGGCUUUGAAGAUAAAACUGCUAGACUUACAUUUCAUGCUUUGUACGGCAAAAAUAUUUGCAACUACCAGCUGGUCUGCGACAGUGACAUGAACCUGCAGAAUAAGGACUCCGUGAGCCAGUGUCUGCAUGUCCUGUCUUCCCUGAGGCUCAUCAUGCAGGUGGCUCUGCCUCAGGAGCAACUUUGCUGGAUUGUCUUCAAUGGUACCAUUUAUAUUUACACCAUUUGCAGAAAACUGAUGGUCAUAGGUUAUUCUUCCAAGGCCUUGGAGUACCUGCUGUGGGCCAGCGUGUGCAUGGAGUCCUCCGUCCCUCUGCUGGCCGCCAGGCACCUCUCCUGGAGGGUCACCCUCUACGCCGCGGUGUGCCAGUGCUACUAUGACUGCCAGGCCAGCGUCCACGGCGAGGCGUUUGCUCGGCGUGCACUAGCUAAAAUUGAUGAACUAAGGCAACUGGAAUUAAUGAGCUCCACACAGUCCCAGGAAGAAUCCAAAAGGCAGUACAGAGAGGCUGCGAUAAAGAUGGCGGUGAUGAUCUUCAAAAGAGGAGUAUUCGAAUCUAGGAGAAAAAGCAAAGCUUAUUUUAGACCAAAGACGAGAAUUAACCUCAAGGAAGCACAAAGUUUGUCAUGGCCACGGACCGCCACGGAACGCCUGCUGGAUGAGAUGUUUGACAGCACCGCCUCCAAGUUUCUGGCUGUCGUGGAAGCUCUUUCUGAUUCGAAUCGGCGGACACUGCAAACAGGGCCUCUUGCCACUGACGAGGUGGAGCUGCGCGACGUUGUCUCAGAGCUGUUUAUAUCAGGAAAAGAACUUUUGAUAAUUUCCAAUACUGGUGCACGUGGAACGCUUGAUUUUCCAAAAAUAUCUCUUCUGGAGCUUAUGAUAGAAAGAAAAAAUAUUAUUUCUAUGGAUGUUGCCGUGAAAUUUAUAAAACUGGCCUUUACCUUUGAAGAAUGGGGUUUAUUUGAGUCUGCAGCUGGGCAGCUUUCUUCCUUUUUCCAGAGGCGGCAAGAUCCAGAGGCAAAGAAAGCAGAGAAGGACCUAACGCUUCUGCUCACCAUGGAGCCUCUCAUCAACGUAAAGAGAAGCAAAGGGUUGAUCUUUCCUUUGGAAAACUAUAAAGAAGGACAGGCAAUUCAACUUUAUUUAAAAAAUAUCGGUUUUGAUGGUGCUUCUGUGAAUGUGUGUGGAUAUGCAGAAGAUGUUUUUCAUUUGGCAGCAGUCCUGCAUUUCUGUAUCUGUACCUCUCCCCAGAAUGUUCAGCCUGAUAAAGAAAUUGUUGAGGACACAAUAAUGUUCUUAUGGCAGAGAUGCAAACUAGGAAUUCAUCGGAUCAGUUUGUCCAGAAAUGACUUCACAAAGUGCGCCCACAAAAUCAGCACUAACAAAUGGGUGUAUCUUCUGUGGCAGAUAAAUGAAAUGAUUCACGGCUGUGAAAUGGAAGACGUUGACUUGGUGGUGGUGGCGGAGGUCACGUUAAGAUUAACUGAAAUAUUAGAGUUUUUCGGAAGCUCCAGAGGAAAGCAUAAGAAGUCUCUAGACACACCCUUAAGAAAAGGGUUUGAAGAGCUCCCGGGGACUCCAAAAGGGAUCCUGGAACUCCUCCCAAUAUUAAAGAAAACAUCUGUGGAGCAGUUGUUUUUUGCUUAUGAACUACUUGACAAAGCAAUUGGUAGAAUGAAUUUGAAUUACGUGUUAACUACUUUGGCAAAUGGAUCAUCAGUGAUUGACCACUGCUAUGUCAAGUGUUCCCAUGAUGGAGAUGGAGACACUUACCAACCAAUCUCAGAAAACACCUUCAUGAUGGAUUUACAUCUUGAACUCAUUCAAGCCCAGCACCGAAUUGCCGUUCUUCUACUUGGCCAGUUGCAAGUUUUGCAGGCUUCUUCAGUUAGCAAAACUAUUUCGGCCAAAAGUUCAGAGAAGCUAAAGCAAUCUGGAAACACUGAUUGUUUUACAGAAUUAAGUGUAAUGAAUAAAAUAAAGAAAAAUAAGCUAUCCAAAGCAAUUUACCUCAUGCAGAAAGCUCUUUUCGUAUUUGAGAAUGAUCCAACCUCUACAUGUUCACAGAACUUUUUGACGGAAGCAUAUUCUUUAAUUGAGAAGACUGAAGCAGAACAAAGCGCAUUGUUCUCAUAUCAGAAAUAUUUGCAAAGUUCAAAAAUAAAGAAAAGCAGAGUCCCUCCUCCUCCCAUCUUCCUCGCCAGGACUCAUUGUUCUGUGACUCUCAAACCUGCUCCGUUUGUUUCAGAUGCUGAGGUGUCCUGGUACUGCAUUUUGGGUCGCAAGGCCGAAGGAAGCUAUGGAAAAGUGAGGCUGAACAACCAUCACCUCCCGAAUUCAGCAGAAGCGAUACCAGCUGAUGGCAAAAGCAUCUUUGAAGUGAGAGGUUUAGAAGCUAAUGAAAAGUACGUGUUUGCAGUGGCUGCUUAUUCUUCUAAUGGAAAGCUUGUUGGUGAUGCAGUCGGAGACACAAGCAAACCCAUCCUGGUGUAUCCGUCGCUCUCUGCUGUGACUGCUCGGAUGCACCUAACACAGGUUGCCUACCAGAUUGGCCACUAUGAGCUGGCUAAGAAGGUUUUCUCACCGGUUUGGGAUUAUUUUAUUGCUUCUCCAUCUCAAGAUGAACAAUCCUGCGUUUGUUUAAGCAAUAUAAUGAUGACUACACAGACAAGGUUACGUUCAGAUAUUUUGGCAGAGGCUUCUUCUAUCCUCUUAUACGUUUUUCUUAGGAAUAUCUUUGUAACAAUUGACAUUAAAAUUAAAGAAGAAAACCUUUUCUGUGAUAAUAUUAAAGGCAAUCAAAUUUUCCCUGCUCAACAAAUUGCUAGACUGAAGGAAUGUGAGAGGAUAUUAGUGGCACUGGAACUUAGCAACUUCCUGAAUGAUUCCAGUUAUGCCCUUCAAGCUGUGACUCAAUGCUACGGCCUUCUUGCCCCUAUAAUAUAUCACAGUAUUGCUUUGGUACCUGUUGUACAGAUCUUGAUAAAGUGCAUGGUGGUUUUGCAAGGGCUGCCAAAUAUUGCCUACUUGAAGAAACACAUUGGAAGUUUUGAAAGUGUGCAGCACAUGAUAGCUUGCUGUAUCUUCUACUUAACAAAGACUCUACGUUCAUGGAAAGAGUGUGACCUAGCAGUGAUGAUUAUAAAUUAUGGAAAAAAGAUGUUGGACAUCACGCCAGCAUGCAAAUCUGUAUUUGGUAAAAGUGACCCAGAAGAAAUGCUAGACGAGUUCUCUUCUUCUAAGAAAAUUCUAAAAAAUAAGAAGCCCCCUCAGACAUUGUCGCUGGAAAAAAUGAGUGAACAGCUGGCGUUGCUGGAGACACAUCUGCUCAAGAUGACAAAACAAUAUACUGUACCCGAACUCUCAGGAACUGAAGACCCUAUAUUUCUUUACUCUGUGGUUUUGAACUGGUCGGUGAAGGGUGCUGUGAAAGAAGUUAUGAAGUUUAAGCAAAGACCCAGAUUCCUGGAAUUCUUCACACACAUUAUGCUUAAAUGUAUCAAUGAUGAAAAAUUUCACAUCCUGUUGGAGAUAACAACACCUGUCUGUGACUUCUUGAAAAGGAGGAAUGAAUCCCUACUUGGAAUAAAAAAAAUAAAAAUGAAGGAUACUCUUGGAAAGACCAGUGUACCUUUGAAGUUCAAAACUUCAGCAGUAGACUUUGGAGCAAGUACAGAAACAGUAUCAAGAAGAAAAAGUAAAAGAAAGGAAACUUUAAAAGAUUUGUAUACCAGGAAUCCAUCCAUUCUUGAAUUGCCAGAAUUUGAAAGAAACAAGAGAUCCGAUGUUAGAAAAGUAGCUUAUCAAUGCCUGAUGGAACGCUUGAGUCCUCUAGUAUUAAGUUAUGUGAGAAGAAAAAGGUUUCGCCAAAUAUUCCUCGAGGAGAUGCCCUGGAGAGCUCAGAUGAACUUGUUUCUGGCAGUCACACAUUUUUACCUGUUUUUGCAAAGGUUCGGGGAGCGUAAUAAGACGAAAUCUGGCAUUUCGCAUGUGGCGGUCAGUUUCCGAUCAUGUGAUCCUAAUUUAUUCUCACUCUACAAUUCAGGAACAGUAUUACCAACAGGAAAAAUGACUGUAGAAAAUUAUAAAGCAGUGCUUGAUUUUCCCCUUACAGCUAAGAAAAGAAAAGCCAACUUACCAUCAGAUGCUGCAGAAUUUUCUGAGUUUGCUAGUUGCAGAAGUAAAGAAGAAAAUAUGUCCAAGGCACCAAAAGUUCAUGACUCUGACUCUCCAAAGGACCGAGCACCAAAUUUGGGACAGGAGCAUUUUAUGAAAAUCUUUUUAUAUUGCAGGAGAGCAAUGGUUCUUGCCCAUCGAGGGGGCUACUGGACUCUGCUUCAGAACUGCUGUCGGGCCUUCUGGAACUUUACCCAGGAGUUGCAGAUACUUCUUAACCAGACAGUGGAUUUGUAUAAGACAUUUCCUGUGAGCCAUGAUGGUUUCCUCUGUAUCUCUGUCUUAGCGUUCUAUUUGGGAGCAGAUUUACUUAUUGACAUGUUAGUACAACUACAAAAUACCAAUUCUAUUCAGUCUGUUGAAGACAAAGGAGAAUUCAGUGUUCCAAGCUGUUACGGGAAUAUCAAAUAUGACAACGGAGGCUCUAGCCUCACUUUUGAGGACCCUUUGGACGAUGUUAAUGUGGUUGAUUUGAAAUGGAUCCAUGACUUUGUGCUAAAAUCACUGGAAGUUUUAUAUCAAGUAGAAAAAUGGGAAACUCUAGUGUCACUUGCCAUUCAGUUCAAUAUGAUUUCCCAUGAGAGAUACACAGAACAGGUGACGCCACUCCUGGUCUAUGCCCAGCGUCAGCUUCUUCUGAGAAUAGAGAAGUUCAAGGGCCCAGAUGUUCCCCAACAAGCUUGUGCAAGGUUUGAGGCUGAACAUGGGAUGAAGAUCACCUGCCGAAAUUUCAUGGGGAAGCAGCUGAAGAUUGAUUCUCCUCCGCCCAGCACAGUAAUGGAUGCAAGAGGCCCUACAGACUUACUGAAAAUGCUCGUCCAUUCAGAAUACAACCGAGCGAAGCAGCUUGUCUGUGUACCUGUGGAUGUGACAGAUACUUUGAGAUGCUUUAGAGAGACCUUGGAAAAGUCCAAAUACCAUAACAGAUCAUUCCGACACAGCAAAAAGUUACUUUCUUUACUGCUUGCACAGACACAAGGAGAGAAAGGAGGAGUGAACAGUGUAAAAUUGUCUUCUGGGAAAGUGGAAUUUUGUCUGGGGAUAGAAGAGAUCCACAUGUCAACACCCCCUGACCUUUCUCAGGAGCAGUUCAGAGUUUUUAGUUCAGUGGAGAAAAGCAAACUUCCCUAUUCACAGCUCGGAUUGGUAAUUUCUUCUUAUCACCAAACGAUUGAUGUUCUCCAAGCCAGCAAUCAAAGAAGCCUUAAAGUUCAGGCCUUGCACGCACUUGGAAGUCUUCUCAUCUUUGCAGGAAAGAAAAGGGCUGCUUUGAAGUGUUGGUGUCAAGCUCUUGAUGACAUAUUCAGAAAACCAGAUGUGCUGCAUACCUGGAGAGAGUUGGGUGCCUCCCUCCCCACUGCCACCAGCCAGUACUCACCCGUGGGCUUCAAAGACUACAGUGAGGAGUUUCUGUCAAAAGUUGGCAUUUGGGGGUGUUUGCAAGGUGCGGUCAUAUCAGCGAAGAUCGCACAGUUUAUUAAAACAGUGAACAUUAAGAAGAGAAUCAACUGUUGCAUUCUGUCUGCAUUGCUCUUCCAGGGUUUGCUUCGAACUACGCUUCCACAUCCUAAAGCUGCACGUUGCUAUGCGCAUUAUGAAGUCACCCAGCUCCUCCCAGGCCUCGAGCUUUUCUCAGAUAUCCUCAGGGCUGACGUCUGCUCUGUGGUCAGCAGCUUGUACUACGUUAUCCGCGAGCUACACUUUGUUAAGCACAAUCUAAUAGUUCUGCCUCUCCUUGCAUUGUAUCAAUAUUUUGUUUUUGGCAUUUGCCAAGAUCUAGUCAGAAGUCUAGAAGCAAGAAUCCUCAAGGUAGAAGUUCUUAUUGAUUUAAGCUUAUUUUCUGAAGCCUUUUUUGAGCUAUACCAGAUUUCUUAUGGAAGAAAUAUGCCUUCCUCAAUACCUUCCUGUUGUAAAGUUCUUCCAAAGUCUAAGCCACCUCAGUCAUUUGACUCAGGAAAACCUCUCACCAGUAGAGAAAAUAUGCAGGCACUUGAAGAAAUAGCAACGAAAACCUUGCCUCAAUUUCUGGUCACCGUUGGCCAACAGCAUCUUUUAAAUAAGUUUUGCUUCAUGAAGGCCUAUUUCCUCAUCAGUGUGGCUGCGACAAUAAACUGUGUGCCGGAUAACUCAUUGAAAACUCUCUACUCAGAGCUUGCUGAGAAGAGGAGCAAACUGAAUGUUACAAACUUGAUAGAUCUCUACUUAAAGGAUGACAGAGGCUCAUUUUGUCAGUUUAUAAAAGUUAAAGAUGAGUCUACUUUUAGCAUGAUAAAGGGGGUUUUACUGAUGGAGGCAGAAGAUCAGCUGAACUCGCUUGUGUCCGAGGUGGAACAGCGCACAGGCCUCAAGGACCUCUCUCAGUGCUCUGCUGGCGAGCUGGAGACCGUGGUGGAGGCCAGGCUUCAGCUGGCAGCAAUCGCCCUGCAGUGGCACCGGGCAGCAUACAGUGCUGCGAUAGUAUAUUCCACACUUACACUGCUCCAAGAUUCAAAACUUUUUAAAAAGACAGUAGUACAGGAAGAUGCGGAGAAGCCCAGGUCUUCAGGAACUUCUGUCACAGAAAGUAAAGAUGAGAAUGUGUUUUUGGACCCCAUUUCCUUGAAUGCCCGAGAAUACUUCAAUGCCCAUCUGUGGCUGCGGUGCCGCCUAGCCCUUGUGACUGCUUUUGGUGCACAGAUUCGGGGCAUCGGGAUUGUGAAAGAGAACGAUAUGACAGAUUGUUUGAGCCUCAUCAAGGAAGUGUGUGCAGAGGCAACCAGCGCUGACGACACUGAGAUGCAGGCUGAAUUUCUGAUGCAGGCUGUCAUCCUCGGCCUGCAAGAAAAGCAUCUGAAGGCAGACAUCAUAACAAACCUUCAGGAUAUAAUACAUUUGCUUGAAGGAGAUGAGUUUAUUUCUCCUCGAUCUUGGUUAACCCUGGCAAGAAGCCUCGUUUUACUGGAUGACCUAACAAAAGCUGAGAAAUUCAAGCAGCAGCCUCCCUUUUCAAAAAGAGAAAUAUUAAAGUUUCUAACUCAGGCCCACAACAUUCUUAUUGAACAGAUGCUAACUUUUGGAGAAACAAUUGAAUUUCCUUCAUCAAAUACUGAAUAUGCAAAUCCAUUACAGCCUUUGAAAAAUGUCUGGCUUCCUCAUGUCAUGCUAUUGGCCAAAAUAAAAAUGAGAAUUGGACACACCCUGGCCAAGCAAGCACACUGGAGCAGUAAAAGGAAGGAUUCCGCCAAGUGGGUACCUGCUCUGCAUCUUUUUGAGACAGCCUUGAGGCUGUGUAAGACGGCGGCGGUGGAGGAAUGUGAGGUGGAAGCUGAAAUCCUUUUUCAGAAAGGCAAAAUAGAACGUCAAAUAGUGAUGGAAGAGAAAUCCCCAAGUAUGAAAUUUGAGAGUUUAUGUGAAGCUAUACAACUAAGUUUGAAAAAUGACCAAAACUCAGGGUUGAUAAGAGAUUCCUACCUAGAAAUGGCCCUGUUUUGUCUUCAUGGGAUGAUCGUAAAGAGGAGAGUUUCACAAAUGCCACCACCAGUAAAGCUUCCUGUCAGAAGAACCAGUUCUGUUAGAGAGCCAGUAAUAAAUAGAUUUGAAAUGUACAAUUGCAUGGCCUGGAUUGCAAUAAGAGCUGCUGCCCAGGUCAGUGAAGCCGUGCUGGCAGUCAACCUUCUCAUUGGAAAGAAGGAUGCUAGAACCGAUAGGAUUAAUCAGACAGUGUUGCCGAAUGUUCCGGAGUUUGCCAUUGUGGACCUUUUGUCCUCAUACACGGAUUAUUUGCUUGACAACUACCAAGUCAGCUUCCAGACUUGCUACACAUUUUUGUGCCAAAAUGAUGACACACCUGACGGCGCGGACGCCACACAGAACCCUCCACCCACCGUGGACAUCACCUGGGUUCUCCUGCUACGUUACUACAUCCACCUGCAAAGAAUCAAUAACUUCAGCAAGCUUCUAGCAUCUGCAACACCAGGAUCCGGAAUCUCUCUGCCAGAUGAUUCCCUUUUCACAUCGCUUUACAACACUGAACUGAUUGUACGCCAAAAAGAAAUGCAUGUUUUUCUUAAAAAAUUCUUACUUUUAUAUUCUUCUUCUUGUAUUGGUGAAUUCCCGAGAGAACUUCUUCAAGGAUUGGAAACUAUGGCUGAUUCAGAAAAAGUCUUAAAUGAGUUAUCACCCAAGUUAAACCGUGACAGUUCCCUACAGUCUGUUUCAUCUUUGAGGACCUUUGCUUACUUAUCUGUCGCGGACAGGAUGUCAACAGAAAUGACAAUGCAAGUUUUAGACAAAGAACUCUGUUUUCAGUGGUACAUGCCCCCCCUGGACCGCCCGCCCGAGGAAACAGAACCCAUGGUCUUAUUAUUGUAUGCAUAUAGUAUGAAGCCCACGAAGGCUACAGAUAUUAGAAAUUCCACGUCUAACAACGUAUGCGUUGGCUCUUUGUGGCUUCCACUGAAAAGAGUUAUUUCAAUUCAUGAGAAGCUAUCUAAUCUUGCACAAAUAGCUGAGAUAUCAUUGCCAUCAAUUCCUGAAAUUGCUUCAUGUGAAGACAUACGUGACAGAGAAGAAGUGGGGGUGACGGUUGACACAGAUAUGGAACUCAUGAUUGUUGAGUGCUGCUCUGAAAUAAGAGCUCUCUUCACACGUGACAAAGAGCCAGCACAGCUGACGGAGGUCCCAUUUGACAUCUCACUGCCUUCUAUAUUUAACCUUGAGAGACUAUUUGAUCUUGCUAACGGUUGUGUCGUAUCGGGAGGCAGCCUUUACAACUGGAUGGUGUCAAUCAUUCCCUGAACAUCCUUCACCAGGAAUGAAUAAACCUGAGAAACCAAUCAAAAUGUGACAUCAGACAGAAGAAAUUUCAAGCAAUACCUAUCAGCCUUUGGAAAUGUGGUGAGAAGAAACGCUUAGGAGCCAGUAUUUUGUUGCUCGGAAGGUUCCUGUUUGUACUGGAAUCCUACCCGCUUAGGAUGUCCCCAAAUUCCCUGGAAAUUGCUUGAGUUUUCUUCUUACUCUACCAGCCUCCUGUAGUUUCAAAGGUGUUUCGGCUCCUAGUAAGCAGUUUAACGUUCUUCCCUUUUGCUCACAGAUCUGUGCCUCUCUUUGGCUCCCUCUUAGUUUGUCCAAAAGACCUGUUUUCUCCUUUGCUUUGGCUUCCCCAUUCUCUCUUGGGUUUUGAAAAGAAUGAACUUUCAAAUAAAUUCAAACUGCACUCUGCUAAAAAUAA